This is a messenger RNA of Juglans regia (Persian walnut), 3646 nucleotides long. RefSeq names its product kinesin-like protein KIN-14K. Bases 211 to 3477 code for a protein of 1088 amino acids. The transcript has 22 exons. Gene Ontology annotation, biological process: microtubule-based movement. The record is from RefSeq and is a predicted model, not a curated record. Gene Ontology annotation, molecular function: microtubule binding; microtubule motor activity; ATP binding. NCBI's taxonomy places the organism in Eukaryota, Viridiplantae, Streptophyta, Magnoliopsida, Fagales, Juglandaceae.
AAGAAGAAAGAAGAAGGAAACUCAAUCUGCCUCUCUAUCAAUAGACGUGACAAAGUUAGAUUCAGCCUUAACAUAACGUUGGUGGCAAAUAUUGUUCUGCCAGACAAUGUUGUUUUCAGGACUGCUUGGCGAAGCAGCACUAGAAAUCCAAUUUUGCUGUGUUUUCAUUAUUGAGCUCUGACUCUAGAUGCCCCUCUCAAGCAUCUGAUCAUGAGUUCAGCAUUAGAUCAUUCCCCAAAACAAUAUGAAGCAUUCGGCAGCUCAAAUGGAGUUGUUGGUGGGGAUGGUUUGGAACGAAUGGCAACAAAUAAUGCAAAGGGAGAAGCAAAGAAGCGAGCAAUAUUAGUGGAAUGGUUGAAUAAUACUCUCCCGGGUUUAAGCUUACCACUAAAUGCUUCAGAUGAAGAGUUGAGAAUGUGCUUGAUUGAUGGUACUAUUUUGUGUCGGAUAUUGAAUAGACUGAGAAUUGGUUCUGUGAGUGAGGAAGGUGAUCUCAAUCAUUCAUCAGACCCAUCGGAAAAUAUUAAAAGGUUCCUGGCAGCUAUGGAUGAUUUGGUGAUUCCUAGAUUCAAGGCGUCCGACUUACAGAAGGGAUCUAUGAAGACUGUUAUUGACUGCCUUGUAACCCUUAGAGCACGAUUUAUACCAAAUGUUGUUGGGGAUGGUUUUUCUCCUACUAGUCUGAUUGCUAAAUCUGGAAGCCCUCGUGGGGAUGCAAUUUCUCAGGGAUAUUUUUCUCCAUUAUCUGGGGAAGAAAGGCAGAAGGUUGUGACUGACUCUAAAUUUCAACGCACCUUGCGUACUCCUGUUAUUUCAGAGCAACCAACAGCAUUAAGACAUCCGGUUGGACAUAAGUUCCAUGAAGUGUUUCAACUCAAACAAGGGCGAUAUGCAGACCUUCCUGAGUCAAAAAUUUCAGAGAUGAUGAAACCAAACUGUCUAGAUUAUCUCUUGUUGCAGAAUGCCCCAACUCAAUCUCUAUUAAGCGUUGUGAAUGGAAUUCUGGAUGAAAGCAUUGAAAGAAAGAAUGGCGAAAUAUCAAAUCGUGUGGCAUGUCUAUUGAGAAAAGUUGUGCAAGAGAUUGAGCGUCGCAUAUCAACUCAAGCAGAACACUUAAGAACCCAAAACAAUCUUUUUAAGGUUCGUGAAGAGAAAUACCAAUCAAGGAUCAGAGUACUUGAAGCCCUUGCAUCAGGGACUAAUGAUGAGAGCCAGAUUGUUAUGCACCAGCUUCAGCAUGUAAAGCCAGAGAGGGUCAAAAUUGAAGAAAGGGAGAAAUCCGAGGGGGAGGGUGGGAUUAAACUGAUGAAAGAAAAGGAUCACAACAAUCUUGAAAUUUCAACAUUGAAGCAAGAACUGGAAAUAACCAAAAAGGCAUGUGAAUUGAGAUGCAUACAAAUGGAAACAGAAGCUAAAACUACUCAAAGAGAUUUUGAGAAGAAGUUAAAAGAGCUUGAGCACCUGUUAGAAAAUUCCCAAAACACGGCAAAAGAGCUUGAGUCAAAUUCUGAAACAAAAUCUCAGAGGUGGAACCAGAAAGAGCACAUCUACCAGAGCGUUAUGGAAUUUCAGUUUGGUGCACUGCAGGAACUGAGGUUUUCUUCAACAUCCAUUAAACAAGAAAUCCUGAAAGCACAAAAUAGCUAUUCAGAGGAAUUUGAUCGCUUAGGAGUAAAGCUUAAAGUAUUAGCAGAUGCAGCUGAAAACUAUGAUGUCGUUCUUGCCGAAAACCGAAAAAUGUUUAAUGAAAUUCAGGAUCUAAAAGGAAACAUUAGAGUGUUUUGUCGGAUAAGGCCUUUUUUUCCUGGACAGAGAGAAAAAAGGACAACCAUAGAAUAUAUCGGUGAAAAUGGGGAGUUGGUUGUUGCCAAUCGCUCAAAGCCAGGGAAAGAAGGCCAUCGUUUGUUCAAAUUUAAUAAGAUCUUUGGUCCUGAUUCAACUCAAGCGGAGGUAUUUUCUGACGUCCAACCCUUGAUUCGGUCUGUACUUGAUGGAUAUAACGUAUGUAUAUUUGCUUAUGGUCAAACCGGUUCAGGAAAAACUUACACAAUGACUGGUCCCAACUCAGCAACCAAAGAAAACUGGGGGGUCAAUUAUCGAGCUCUAAAUGACCUUUUUGAUAUAUCUCAAAGAAGAAGAAGUUCCAUUAUAUAUGAAAUGGGAGUUCAGAUGGUCGAAAUAUACAACGAACAAGUUCGUGACUUACUAUCAAAUGAUGGUUCUCAAAAGAAACUUGGGAUUUUGAGUCACUCACAACCCAAUGGGUUAGCUGUACCUGAUGCUAGCAUGCAACCUGUCAAAUCGACCUCAGAUGUAAUGGACUUAAUGGAUAUGGGACUAAGGAAUAGAGCUGUUGGUGCCACUGCCCUGAAUGAAAGAAGUAGCCGCUCUCACAGUGUCCUCACUAUUCAUGUCGUUGGGAGGGAUGUGAAGACUGGUGCUCCUUUGCAUGGUAAUCUUAAUUUGGUAGAUCUUGCAGGAAGUGAGAGGGUAGAUCGCUCUGAGGUAAUUGGAGAUAGACUAAGGGAAGCACAACAUAUAAACAAAUCACUAUCUGCCCUUGGAGAUGUCAUUUUUGCUCUUGCUCAAAAGAAUCUUCAUGUACCUUACAGAAAUAGCAAGCUUACUCAAGUCCUGCAAAGCUCUCUCGGUGGACAAGCAAAAACCUUGAUGUUUGUGCAGCUUAAUCCAGAUGUGAAUUCAUAUUCUGAAAGUCUAAGUACUUUGAAGUUUGCUGAGAGGGUCUCUGGAGUUGAGUUAGGUGCGGCGCGGAGCAGCAAAGAGGGUAGAGAUGUCAGGGAAUUAAUGGAGCAGGUGGCUUCUCUCAAAGACACUAUUGGAAAAAAAGAUGAGGAGAUUGAGCGUUUGCAAUUACUUAAAGAUCUUAAAAGUGUGUAUCCUGGUGUCAACGGUGAGAAGCACGGGACAGUCUCUUUGAGGCAUGGAUCUUCCUCCCCUGGCAGAGAGUCUCUUGGUGGGACUCUUCUCCGAAACCAAAAAUCAGUCGGUGGGAAAGGCCUAGGACUUGCUGAGAAAGCAGCCUCUGAUCAUGAAAAUCAUUCAGUGCACAGUGAUAAGCCUUCUGAACCUGAUUCCCAGCAGUCCAUGGAUGACAGUAAAUACCAAAAUCUCAGGGACAUAGGUCAGAAUUCUCCUGCAGAUGCUGAAAUCUCAGGGUAUGGGGAUCAUGCAGAUUAUGAAGAGAGAAUGAGUGACGACUUAUCUGAUGGUGGUCUUUCUGUGGGAGCAGAAACUGAUGGAUCUGCAGAAAAUGCUAGUUUCUCUCAAGGCACAAAACCGUUAGAUAAUCUGCAGAAAUCCAAAUCAGUAUCUAAAGUUCCUCGAGCCGCACAGAAGACAGGGCGGACUGCAUCACCUACAGCAUCAGUGUCAAAGGACUCUUCAAAGGUGUCACCAACUUUUAAAACUACUGGCAGCAGCUCUUCUUCAGUCAGGCCUCCCAAAAGAUGGGUGUAAACCACAAAGUAGAAGACAGUCAUAUAGUAUAUAUAGUAUAUACACAUGCAUAGAUAUAUAGUAUAUACACCAAAUAUCUCUGUUUAUAUAUUGUGUUCUGUGAUUUUGCAUUGCCCUGUAGCUUUUGUGAUUAUAAUUGUUCUGAGGUGUUUUCUGCCUCUUGUAGUCA